This is a messenger RNA of Penaeus chinensis, 2301 nucleotides long. Its product is annotated as McKusick-Kaufman/Bardet-Biedl syndromes putative chaperonin-like. The transcript is spliced from 5 exons. Gene Ontology annotation, biological process: cilium assembly; developmental process; chaperone-mediated protein complex assembly. The record is from RefSeq and is a predicted model, not a curated record. The coding region runs from base 144 to 2258 and encodes 704 amino acids. Gene Ontology annotation, molecular function: ATP binding. Lineage: Eukaryota; Metazoa; Arthropoda; Malacostraca; Decapoda; Penaeidae. Gene Ontology annotation, cellular component: cytoplasm; kinociliary basal body; nucleus.
UGUUCCCAAAAACCAAAGGAGAGAUUUGCCUGUUAUUGAGAGUGCGAAGAGGAUAGAAGAUGGAAUUAAGAAUCAAUUAGGACUGAAGAAAGAGUAAAGAAACCCUACUUUGUAAAUAUAUUUGUAAAAUAGCUUAGAUAAGUAUGUCUGGUGUGAGAAUAGAACAAGAGCGAGUGAGUGGUGUAUGGUGCCACAGCCUGAGAGAUCCAGCUUUUCUCUCCAUGCUGAGGAGGUACAGGAAACUCCUUCUCUCUGCCUACGGACCAAAAGGCGGUUCCAUCCUGAUAUCAAAUUCAGCUGGAAGGGAAUCUCUUGCAUUUUCAUCUAAUGAGAUAAUUCAGCAGCUAUCAUUUUUCCAUCCCUGUGUAAAGUACAUUAAUGCCUUAAUCUCUGCACAAAAUGCUGCCUGUGGUCUUCAUGGACUUUACACAGGCAUUCUUUGUGCCAGGCUUCUUGAAGAGGCCCUGCUCUGCGAAGAUGACACCCCACACCAUGUCAUACUGGAAGUGACUGAAUGGAUAAUUUCUGAGGUCUUGACUUGCUUGGUAGACUCUCCCGAGGAAGUUGUUACUGACUUGGACAUUGGCAACAUGCACCAGGUCACCUCAUUUGUCAAAACAAUACUUGGAGCAAAGAAUUGCCUCGACCUCAGUAAAUAUGAGAUCACUGAUUUAAGUCUCAAUAUUGUUAAAGCCUUUUUAAGAAGUAUACCUCAUGAAUAUUCAUCAAGUGGCUUUGGACAUGUCAAUAUAGUUACCCAGGAUGAAUCCGCAACAUCCGAAUCCAAAGUCUUUGAUGGAGUCUUGUACAGAGCACCAGAUAUUUGCCCCCAAAAGAUAAAGAAACUCACAGAAGGACGAGAAGAGUUCAACAUUGUUGUGUUUACAAUACCUCUUACAUUUGAAGAAGGAGAAAAUGAAACUGUGCAUUGGAGAGGUAGCUUGGCAAAAGAUGCAGCAUUCAUUGACGUCUUCCUUCCUUGCCUUCUUUCCUUCCUAAGAAAAAGGAAUGUCAGUAUCCUGGUCAGCCAGAAACCUGUCAACCCAGUCAUUAUAUUUGAAUUAGAGAGAAAAGGGUAUUUGGUUUUGGAAAGACUAGGCACUGCAUCAACACAAGCCAUUGUCAAGAUCAGUGGAUGUCAGCCUAUUAGUAAUAUUACCAAUUUACAACUAGAAAUGAAUAAUGCUGUUCUUGGGAGGUUAACAUCAGUAGAGUGUGUUUCCAUCAAUGAAAAGAAUUACCUCCUGCUAGAUCAUGUGGAAGGCUGUGUCUCAAGUCUUCUCCUUUGCAAGACAAGCCCCAGCACUGAAUCAACAUUAAAAGAAACUGCAGAAAGUUGUCUGGCUGCUCUGCGAAUGGUUGUGGUGGAUGGUAAAAUUGUUGCUGGAGGUGGCUGUCUAGAAGCAUGGUUAGCUAUGAAAAUUAGCCAUCUUGUUAGUAACAACUUGGAUCAGCUGAUAUCAGUGAUUGAAAUUUCACCUCAUCAUGUACUGAAGGUAACGAGCAUGUUCAUGAAAGUGCUCUUAGACUUGGCCUUCCGCCCAGGAGGAGGAUCAUCGACUGUAAAGACCGACUGGUGCACAGAUUCAACAUUUCAACACCUGUGGCAGUCACAUUCAGCAGCAUCCAAUGGAGAGAAUCCAUACUGUGGAACAGAUGACUUGUCUUUACAACCAGCUGUCUGUCAUUGUGUUUGUGGCUUGAUUGGAAAGGACACUGUGAACCCAUUCCCUUCAAAUCACUGGCAACCGGCUGACUUCCAUCCAAGUUGUAUUACAAGAAGGAGUCUCAGUACAUCAUGUGUAGCUUCAGAGAAGCAGGUUCCCACAGACAAGACUGCAAAAGGAGGAAAUAGCCAGAGCAGAAUCAUGUCUACUGCAAUCAACAGUGAUUCUGUAGUGGAUGAGUUUGGAUUCUUGAGUAUUGAGCUUGAUGUUGACAGUCUGGAAGAGAAAGUAGAUACAAUUGAAGAAGAUGUGGACAGUUUAGAAAAAACUGGCAAUAGUCUUGAAGAAGAAGGUGACAGUCUAGAGGGUAGACUUGAAAGCUUGGAGGAUGAUGCAGACAGCUUGGAGGAUGUACUUGACAAAGGAGCUGAACCAGCUCUUGAAAAAAGUGUCAAUACAAAAGCCAAAUUGAAAAUAAAGGGUCAGGAUAUCCUUUGCGACAGUUUCCCUGCCAAAUACAAUGCUAUUCGCCUUGCACUUGAGGGCUUCAGCCAUUUGUUUAAGAUUGGUGAUUGUGUAUUUGAUAAGUGAGUUUAACCAUUGUAAAAUUUUAUUAAAAUAUCUUUUAAGUGAA